Molecule: messenger RNA, 4767 nt
Organism: Hippocampus zosterae (dwarf seahorse)
Lineage: Eukaryota; Metazoa; Chordata; Actinopteri; Syngnathiformes; Syngnathidae
Gene: ssbp4
Product: single stranded DNA binding protein 4
Exons: 17
Coding region: 137-1294 (385 amino acids)
Biological process (GO): positive regulation of transcription by RNA polymerase II
Cellular component (GO): nucleus
Molecular function (GO): single-stranded DNA binding; protein binding
Source: RefSeq, a predicted model, not a curated record
AAGGGAGGGGAGGAGGGAGGGAGGGAGGAAAGGGGGAGGAAAACACUGAAGGGGUAGCUAUGGAGAUGGAGCGUUUUCCUGGCUGCUUUCUUUGACAGGUGUUGAGUGGGGCAAAAGUCUUAAAACAGAAUCCAGCAUGUACGCCAAAGGUAAAGGAGCCGUGGUCCCUUCCGACAGCCAAGCGCGAGAAAAGUUAGCUUUAUACGUGUACGAGUAUUUGCUGCAUGUCGGCGCACAGAAAUCAGCACAGACCUUCCUGUCAGAGAUCCGAUGGGAGAAGAACAUCACACUGGGCGAACCUCCGGGAUUUUUACACUCGUGGUGGUGCGUAUUCUGGGAUCUGUACUGCGCCGCCCCGGACCGGAGGGAGACAUGCGAACAUUCCAGCGAGGCCAAGGCCUUCCACGAUUAUAGUGCGGCCGCCGCCCCCAGUCCAGUGAUGGGCAACAUGCCGCCCAACGAUGGCAUGCCGGGAGGACCCAUGCCUCCAGGUUUUUUUCAAGGUCCCCCAGGAUCUCAACCCUCCCCCCAUACGCAGCCUCCCCCACACAACCCCAGCAAUCCCAUGAUGGGUCCUCACGGGCAGCCAUUCAUGUCGCCGCGGUACCCAGGUGGUCCGAGACCCACACUCCGCAUGCCAAACCAGCCACCAGGGAGCAUCCCUGGAUCACAACCUCUUCUGCCAAACAGCCUGGACCCCACCAGACCUCAAGGACAUCCAAACAUGGGCGGUCCAAUGAGAAUGAAUCCCCCUCGAGGAAUGGGCGGCAUGGGGCCACAGAAUUACGGUGGAGGGAUGAGGCCUCCUCCAAACUCCAUGGGGCCUGGAAUGCCGGGCAUGAACAUGGGUCCUGGCGGCAGAGGUCCAUGGCCGAACCCCAACAAUAACUCGAUAGCUUAUUCGUCUUCAUCUCCGGGCAACUACGUGGGCCCCCCGGGGGGAGGAGGUCCACCAGGAACUCCCAUCAUGCCGAGUCCAGGAGAUUCAACAAACUCGAGUGAAAACAUCUACACAAUGAUGAACCCCAUCGGCCCAGGUGGAAACAGACCUAAUUUCCCAAUGGGACCAGGGCCAGACGGGCCCAUGGGUGGCAUGGGGGCCAUGGAACAGCACCAUAUGAACGGCUCGCUAGGCUCCGGUGACAUGGAUGGGUUGCCAAAGAAUUCUCCCAACAACAUGGCAGGCAUGAACAAUCCCCCUGGCACUCCGCGGGAUGACGGCGAGAUGGCAGGCAACUUUUUAAACCCAUUCCAAAGUGAAAGUUAUUCACCCAACAUGACGAUGAGUGUGUGAUUCCGUUUUUUUUAUCUUUUAUUUUACUUUUUCAUCUCCCUUUUAUUCUUCCCCUUCACCCACGGUGCGUCUUGUAUUGCCCUCCUCCCUUGCCCCCCUUUUCCUCCUUCAUCGGUGUGGAUCGGCGUGCAGCCCCUUGGAAUGGCCAUGGACAGCAGGACCCCCCUCAAGGGUCCCCAUCCCAACGUCUGUAAAAUGGGUGUACGAACAUGAGACUUUCUUCCUCACCUGCUGCGACCACUCCCCCAUUCCUCCUCGUCAUGAGCCUUGGAUCACCUGCCCCCCUUGCCCCCCAACCCAAAUAUCUCGAAAUCAACCCCAGUCCAUUCAACCAGUCAUGAAGCUCAACAAUGGUGGAAAUAAUAAGCACAGGCCCCCAAAUUGAAUAAUAUAUAUAUUUUUUGUCUCUUGGCGAAUCUUUUGUCAAAUCUUGACGUGUUUUGCUGCAUUUAAGACCUUGCUGGAAAUGGAAAGUAAGCUUUCAGUGGAAAAGAAAAAAAUAUAUACCGGCCAGUAUUUCCUUUAUUUUCGUUGUUUUUAAAGAUGGAUAUACUUGUACAUUAUGAUGACAUACAUACAUGAUGUACCAUGGAUAUAAAAAGCCUACUAGAACAUUCAAAGUUAAUUUGGGGGUUAUCUGAGGCACUUCAAAUGGUGAUAGCUGUGUACUGACUCCCAUUUAACAUGAGUUUAAAUGCGAUUGCUUGAUUCUGAACACAACCACAUCCCAGUUAGAAGAGGGUGUGCACACUUUUGUAACCAUAUUACCUCAAUUGUUUAAGUUGAAAAAAUAAAUAAACACAUUGAAUUAAAUACAUUGAAAUGAUUUAUGUCACAUUAGUGGCCGAAUGAGUUUGGAAAUGAUUUAUCAUAGUUUGGUGUUUUUAUCUUACAAAAAAAAAAAAAACCCCUUCCAUUUGGUCAGAGAUGUGUAGACUUUUUAUAUGCACUGUACAUCCAAGGUACAUUGUGAUUUCCGCCAAGUUUGUAAGUAGCAACUUUGACUUGUAGCAGCUUUUUUCUGGUCUGAGGUCAUACAUUUCCAGUUUUCCCGUUUCAUGCAGUACACAUACCUUCAGUCAAAUCAAGGUUGAGUCUUUUCGAGGUGAGCCAUUCAUCCAUGAGCAGAGUUGAUCUUAUGUGUAAACAUUUAACCCCAAUUGUUGUUCUUUUAUUAUUUGAUGCAUACAAUUGUGCCUGUAAAUCUUUAAAAUGUGUUUUUUACACCCCGAAAUCUGUUUGUUUGUUUUUUUGGUAGUUUCAACUUGACCUCUUUUCAAUUCAGGACUUAUCGUUAUUUGGACUGGAAGUCAAUUGUGAAAGGAGUAUUAGCGCCACACUGUCAAGAAAUUAUUCAUUCAAAAAUUUUCUGAAUUUUAAGAGAGAAAAGUUAAAAUGCUCUGACCAAAAUCAUAAUCUUACUUGAAUAAAGUUAUAAAGUGAUGAAAAUGAAGUCAUAAUAUUCAAACCAUUCAUCUGUGUACACAGAGGGAACUGUUGAGGAUCGGGUCAGUUUACACUUGUGUGUGAUUUUCAGUUUUCAACUUCUUCUUCAAAAAAACUUUGUACUCACACUACCGCAACAUUAUUCCUACAUUCGUUUUUUUUCCUCCUAGAAAAAAAAUACACGUUUGUUUUUUUGAUAUUCAUACUUCCAUUCUCAUAAUAUUCCGUGGUUUCUUUUUUCUGUGACAACUCUCCCCUUGGAAUCGUCACAGUUUUUCUUCACAGCUCAACAAAUUGUAAUUCUACAAAAUUCUGACUUCUGACCCGUACUAUCACAAUUUCAUUCUUACAAAAUAAAAACACUUCAUUCAGGAUACUACAACUUGUCUGUCUAAGGCUUCCAGGGGUGCCCAAACAUUUUGGAUCGAAGAUCUACUUUUCGAUCAACUUACCUCAAGGGAUCUACCCUUACCGGCACGCACACACACACACACAAAUUUAAGAUUUACCUGCUUUAUUUUAUUUUUUAUUUUUUUUGGUGAAAAUGAGACUGAUAAGAUGAUUAGUGUGCAGUGUAUAUUAACACAAAAAAUAUAUUACUAACAUGUACAAAGACACACAAAUGGUUGUUUGUUUUUUUCUUCUCGACACUCUUCGGAUCUACUUGGGACCUGUCUUAGAUCUACCGGUAGAUCAGGAUCUACCUAAUGGGCACCCCUGGUCUAAGCCUUACAUGCACCCUGUAACCUGAUAACAUGAUCAGCUGUCCACUGUAGUAACCGCUGUCCCUGAAAGGGUUCAGAAAUACAACUGCCUACAUCAUAUCGUCACUCUUGUCCCAUGUUAAUGCAACUUUUUUUUCUUAACAAUGUUUUCAGAUGUUACAUUGUCCUCACAUGUAGAAACUUUAUUUUUUCUUGUGUGGCCUUAAUACUCCAUACAUUGGCCAAAGAGGUUCAUUGAUCCAGACUAUUAUAAAGGUGAUAGAAAGUACCAAGUGAUACAUUUUUCCCCCUUGUUUUUGAUGUAUACACCUGUAAGCAUAAUCCACGGAAUCUCCCAUGUAACACGAUUCUUCCUGUACAUUUGGCCCAAUUUUAAAGGGAUAAAAAUGUCAGAAUAGCUGGGUGGAUAUUUCCAAGAUUUAGCUCCCAGAGGAAGCUGGUGGGGGAGACACUCGCCGGUCAACAUGACACUCACCCUCCCUUUCUUCCCUCGAGUACCAUCCCUCUUCAUUUUUUUCCCCUCCCGUUUUUGUAAAUACUGUACAAUGCAUUUUGAUAUCAUGGACAUGUUUUGAUAUGUCAGUCACUACCGAUGAGUACAGCUGAGAGUAAAUUAUUAAUGAAACUGUCCAUGUUUUUUUUUUUUUUUUGGGUGGUCAUAGAGGAGCAAGGAUGCCCGUCGACUGUUUGGCUCACAUGUGGCUGAAUGUCCACAAAAAAAAGUUGUGCUAGGGUACAGGGACGACUAGGAGUAAUCAUUCAAAUCUGACCUCAUGUUGCAGUUUCUAAUAUGAAGGAUUUGUUUGUUUGGGUUUUUUUAGCCAGUUAAAACACUCAAGAAGAGUAUGUUUUGAAAUGAACAUGACGGGAUAAAAAGAAAAAUGUUGUCCUUUGCUAUGGAGUCCUGUAUAGACACGCUCUCAGUCCUCUGUGUAUAUGGAUCAUCUCUGUACUUCUAUUGUGAUGUAUAAUACUGUACCAUUAGGAGUAAGAUCUGCUGGUCAUGUUGAUUGUGGGAGGGGGCGGGGCUUGGGGAGUAUUGGGGUGGGGGUGGGGCAUAAUGGAUUCUCCUGCAGUAUUCAAUAUGAAGCAGUCUGUCUCCUGGUUUGCUUUGUAUUUCAUGCUAGGAUAGUUGGGAAUCUUGUCUUAGGGACGUAGAUGUCUUGUGUAGGUAAUAAAAAUGUUCUUUGUAUGUUUCUUUAUAUUGUAAAGUUUCUUUAGACUGAAAGGGGGGGGGGACAGAUAAUUUGCUUAUCAGAAGAAAAAAAUGCAUCAAUAAUAAAUGUCAUUUGUUUUUCCUCA